Molecule: messenger RNA, 615 nt
Organism: Aegilops tauschii subsp. strangulata
Lineage: Eukaryota; Viridiplantae; Streptophyta; Magnoliopsida; Poales; Poaceae
Source: RefSeq, a predicted model, not a curated record
AUGCGAGGCCACACCGCUGCUGCCACAGCACCUUGCCGUCAUGCUCCAGCUGUUGCAGGACACCGACCCCUCGCACGACCAGGAGCACGCAGGCCAACCUCCAACUCCUACACGUAUGAAGAAGAAGCACCAGCACCACCACCACUCCAGCUUGGCCAGGAACCGCCGGCCACAGGCAGGGCUGGAGACGCCACUCCUCGCAGUCAGCAGCCAGCCGAGCCGCGGCUGCGCCCCGGGAGCACGCACGCGAGAGGCCAUCGCACCACCGCCGUCACGCGCCCGCGAACCGCAGCUCUCCCCGCCGCGAGACCCAGGAUCGAGCGCCCAGAUCCGGUCACGCAGCCACCAGCUCCCCAAGGCGCAGCCUUCCACCUCCACGCCGGCGACAGCAGGAGGCGCAUCGCGCGCCCCGGCCUCCGCAGCGUCUCCCGGCCGCCGCUCCAGGCCCAGGCCAAGAUCCGCUGCCGCCGAGAUCCCACCGCGCCACACCCUCCGACACCGCGCCGGCGCCCUGAGAAAGCUUCCACCCCUCACCUCCAGACCGUGCUCUUCCUCUCCCAGUGCUCCCCGCCGUGCGCCGCCACUCCAGAGACAUCCACUGCGCCGCCCGCUUGA